This is a messenger RNA of Salvelinus sp. IW2-2015, 499 nucleotides long. RefSeq names its product small muscle protein X-linked (gene smpx). Gene Ontology annotation, cellular component: muscle tendon junction; M band; costamere. The record is from RefSeq and is a predicted model, not a curated record. NCBI's taxonomy places the organism in Eukaryota, Metazoa, Chordata, Actinopteri, Salmoniformes, Salmonidae.
UUGGUUGUUGCUCCUGUCCAUCAGGUACAUCUGAAUAUUCCGACGGGAGCGCUGCGUCCAGGGGCGGGACAUCCUGUCAAGAGGAGAGAGGAGACUGUAGACACAGAGGAGGCUCCUCCCCCAGACCCUCUGCAGGAAGCCACAGCCCUGUCGCCAGAGGAGAAGAAGCCAUUGCCAGGAUCCAUGAAGCUUCCUGGUCCAGCAGUCAACCUAUCAGAGCUGCAGAACGUCAAGAGUGAACUACGAUGGGUCACCAAGGACUAACACACACUGCUGUGUUUCCCAACUUGUCCUCCAGUACUGAAUCAGGUGUGCUUGUCCAGGGAUACAAUAAAAUGUGUACUGUUGGGGAUACUCGAGGAGUACUACAGGUUUCUCAUCAGACCCACACCCACCCUGCAUCUUCUACUGAUGGACUACUACUACCAGAUCCACCCUGCAUCUUCUACUGAUGGACUACAACUACCACACCCACCCUGCAUCUUCUACUGAUGGACUA